AUGGGGAGACUUGGGAAGACGCUAGCUGGCCGAGGAACGUAUUUCAAAGUGAUGACGUCUGCAUUAUUUUCCAUGCUUUGGAUAUCUAGUGCUUGGCUCCCGCCCAGCCUCCACACGCAGACUGUUUUAUGGUUCAAUUGUUUGAAGAUUAAAUGGACAGCUGAUUUCAAUGAUUUGAUGAUUACUUCUGGAAGGAGAGUUUGAACAUCUGGCGUUUACUAGCAAAAGGACGAAGAAGCAAGUUUUUAUUGGAGGAGACUGUGAAAUAUAUAGAGGCGACAUCCUGUCAUGAAAAUGUACUGGUAUAGGAACAGCUGACUGCACGUCGUUGAGAAUUCCUCCUGCAAGGAACGACUUAUUCCUAGGCACGCCUUGGAUAACGCUUGGUAUUCUGGGAGCAUACCUAUAUUUCGUGAAAGUGUUCGGGCCGAAGUUUAUGGAACACAGGAAGCCCUACAACAUUGAUCGCAUCGUAUUGGCGUACAACAUUAUACAAAUUUGUUGGAAUACGUAUAU
This is a messenger RNA of Gryllus bimaculatus (two-spotted cricket), 516 nucleotides long. Lineage: Eukaryota; Metazoa; Arthropoda; Insecta; Orthoptera; Gryllidae. The record is from the annotation of a GenBank genome assembly.